This is a messenger RNA of Alternaria rosae, 3389 nucleotides long. RefSeq lists its product as uncharacterized. NCBI's taxonomy places the organism in Eukaryota, Fungi, Ascomycota, Dothideomycetes, Pleosporales, Pleosporaceae. The transcript has 4 exons. The record is from RefSeq and is a predicted model, not a curated record. The coding region runs from base 207 to 3002 and encodes 931 amino acids.
GGCGGCUUGGGCUUGAUCACCUACGCCGUGCAUCUAUGUAGCUCGAUGCACUGUACGUGAAGAAAUCUGUCCAACCGCGCAAUGCAAUCUUACCCGGGUAUAGUCUAUGGUUGCUCAGUCUCGUUUUAUUAUUAGCUGAGCGCGUCGUCUCCGCCCCGCCAUCGACAACCUGCUUCCAGGCGGAGCUUGAAGCUGUCAUCACUGCGAUGCCUAACUUUCCAUGGACCAAGUCGAAUCGGUCGCACCAAUCUGUCGACAUUUCUUCGUCAGGGCAGCACUCGCCCGUACCUCCUGUGAACGAGCAGGUCGCCGCGCAGCGAUACCAUACUUCAGACAGCCAGCAGGCGCCUGUACAGACUCAGCAGCCUUCUGUGCAACAACAGCAGGUCUCGGCUGGCGCGCCUCCACAGGGUCAGUAUAGGGAACAGUUUCCUCAGCGCACGACGAGUCACAGGUUGAGUGCCCAUCUCCCUCUGGGUCAGUCGUCGCCGUCGCAGGUUUACCAGCAACAACCCGGCCCUGCGCCAGCGUCUGGUGCUGAGUCGCCUCAUCGCGUCCCCUAUCAGCCCCAGUCCCAGCCUUCGCCUUCUGCAUACGCGCCAGAAGCCAAGAAACCAUCGCUGCGCAGUCGCAUUGCAGCCGGAGUCAAAGGGCACAAGGACCAAGAAGCCAAAGCACAGAAGAACGGCCUGGGCAGGCGACAGUCCGUCCGGAAGAGCGAUCCCCGCGCGCAGGAGUAUCAAGCGCAGGAAGAGAGCCGUGUGCAGCAGUGGCAUCAGCACCAAGGGUCGACUUCUCAUCUGCCCGCCUCGAACGAGCAGGACGAAGACAAUCUCGAUCCAUUCCUGCAGAAGGACGAGACGCCCCAGGUGCCGCCCAAAGAUCAUCAGUACCAACAAAACCUGCCGCAGCCUCAGCAGUUUGCUCCGCCGCCGCGUCAGGAACAGCAGCAGUACAAUCGGCCCCCACUUGACAGGGUAAGCACGGAGGGAAGCUAUUCGACCCAAGGCGGGGUAGAUCAAUACAGCCCCGAGCAACACCAAGGCCAGGGUCUCCAGCAGCCACGGCACCAGCAACAACAAUACCAGAGCUACCAGCCAGCUGUUCAGCACCCCCAGGCUUCGAGCGACUACCAGGCCUUCAACCCACAAACCGUGCCAAGCCCUCUGCUCCAGAACGCUCAGCUGCACGGGCAGGGUGGCCCAGUCCCACAAGACAUCCAGCAAACUUACUAUCUGUACCAACAGCAGCAAGCUAAACUCCAGGCCCAGGGCCACUCGCCGCUAGACAAGCCGCAGCAAAGCACACUUUAUCCGCAGCAGCAGUUUGCGCCCCAGCUCCAGCCGCAUCAAGACUCGCAGCAACAGCCUCAACCUGGCCGGCCAGCCUCGCAGCACCAGACUGACCUGCAGCCCCCACAGGCGUCUCGUCAGCAUCCUCACACCACGCAAGAGGCCCAGACACUCGAAUCGCAGCGCCGACCCCCCUCGUCCCACCAGCUGGCCCCGCCGUCUCCCCUCCAGCCGCCGUCCUACCAGACCUACGACGCGCAGCACCCCCAAUCGUCCGAUCUACUACCGACCAACAUAACACCCCCACAAGCGUACGACAACAUGGCGCCUAGUGCUCAGAGCAAUGCUAGGAACACCAUCAGGAAAGCGAACGACGGCAGCCAGCCACAGCCCGGCGCGCCGUCGCGAGAGUCGUCCAUGCUUUCACAGCCGCCCGCUCAAGCUUCGCAAGGGCAGCCAUACCGCGGUGAGAAGCAACCCCAGCAGGUUUCAGAGAUGGGACGGGCAACGCCACCGCCGAGGACAUCUGUCGCCGACAUGUCAGAGGAGGAAAUCGAGAAGCUACAAAAAGAGCAUGACGUUUUGCGUGAAAAGUACCAGAAGGUAAAGCGAUACUUUUUCGAGCAGCAAUCGCAGGUCCAUCAGCUACAAAACACCCUCGCAAACCAGCGCUUGUCCCUGUCUCGUACGUCCUGGGAUGACAGCGAAUAUGCCACACGCUUCAAUCGAUUAGACGGGUUGAUAGCACAGCUGUCCUUCUCAAUCCGCAAAGACUGGAAGACAAUACCUCAGUGGCUACAUAAGGUGGUCAACAAAACAGCCGUCGAGACAGGCAAGCAAGAGAUGACGGCUGUUGGCCGCGCUGUCAUCUCGCAGUGGCUAGUGGAGAACAUAUUUGAAAAGUACUUCCAUCCAGACCUCGAGCCGGGCUUUUCGACGCAACUGCAGUCAAUUGUCUCCAACAUCCGCAAGUUCUCGCCGCCUUGUCAUAGCGCCGAGGAUGAAGACACGCUCGCUGCGAAGAUUAUCAACUGGCGGUUGGCCACGUUGGAGGGCCUCGCGGAUACUUUGAGGGCACCACAGGCGACAACCAAUCGCGAGUCGCUCACUGAAACACUCAACGAGAAACUCAUUGCGUUUCUGCAAAUGCAUUUAAACGACCCUGCGCCUCCAGAUCUCAAUGGAGGUGUGCCCAUGAUCAUCGAGCUCGCCAUCGGCAUUGCACAACAUUUGCCCCUUGAAAGCCGCGAAGUACAUAUCGAGUACUUUUAUCCUGAUCAUAGCAUCGUUCCCGAUUUCAUGAAGAUCGAGUCCGGCAUCCCCGCGCUGACAGCACCUAUCGUGGAGCGGGACGAUGCCGACAGAGCCUCGAUCAGAAGCAUGGCUUCUAGACCUGACGACAACAUGUCGUUAGCCGAACAAGAGCAAGCACAACUACAGGGGAGCCAGCCUCCAAGAGAAGACAAGAAGCGCGGCAUGUUUGGCUUUGGUGGGUCAAAGAAGCCGACAGCUUCUCCUGCUACUCUGGGCAAGCGGGAAUCGUCGCUCGGCCAAGGGGGCAGCCAGCAAAGUCUUACGCAACAUCCGCCGGGUAGCUCUGGUGGACCAAAAGACGAAGCCCCGCCACCACGUGUGCGCAUGGCCGCUGGUGUCUUUGUACAGAUUCGUGGCAAGAGCAUCUUGAUCAAGGCACCAGUGUACCAGACGUGAGCGACCCUGAUGCGACCCUGAUAAUGAAGAUGGAUGAUUUGGAUUGAGCGAUCUAGCAAGCAAGCGUUUGGUUUAUUCCCUUUUCCACUUCUAUACAGUACGAUUGGGUUUGAGAUUGGAUCUACUGCAUCUAAAGUAUACCCAGGACGAUUGAUGGCGUGUUAUGGAGCGUUUCUUGGUCGACUUGCAGUGCAUACCGAUACCCUCGUUGCUGUUACGGUUAUGAUUGGAAUAAGAACAGAUCCUCUUGCAUUAUGAAAGAGGUCGCCUUUUCUGAGCGGCUUCGUGCGACUGAACAUGUGAGAUUUCGCCCGUCGACUACCCGCAGCACUGGUUCAAAGACCGAAACCACGCUAAUUGCGGCGUCUUUGGGCUCCCAUUGGCCAA